UGUCAUGCGCGUUAACCACAUGACGUCCACCCAUUUCACUGGAGCGUGUGUUCUCCACCAGACAACCACCACUUUCCAAACUCCACGCAUAAAUUUCACCGCCAACCCACUUUCCUUGACGAACCAAGAAUUGGAACCAGAGAACUAAUGUCGACGACAGUAGCAAGUACUAGUACUGCAAGUGCUAGUUUUCGUUACAGCAAAUCAAGAACUGGAGGGGUCAAGCCAAAUAUUGCAGCAGUGAGGCCAAGAAGUUUGGUGGUGGUGAGAGCAGAAGCUCAAUCUAUCAACCCUGAAAUUAGAAAGAAUGAAGAGAAGGUGGUGGACUCUGUUGUGGUUGCUGAACUCUCCAAGCCACUCACUGCUUACUGCAGAUGCUGGAGGUCAGGAACUUUCCCACUGUGUGAUGGAAGCCAUGUAAAGCACAACAAAGCUACUGGAGACAAUGUUGGACCUUUGCUCUUGAAAAAGCAGAAAGAGUAACUUCUUAAUUUCCCUUGAUUUUGAUUUGUGUUUGUCAUGUUGAAUUUGAAACCUUAGAUUUGCGUGUUCUUCUAUGAGAUAAUACUCCCCAAUUCCCUUGGAUUGGGGUGAGCUCUCUAGUUCCUGUUGCAUAAAAAUUAAGGUGAUAUCAAUUUUUCCUAUGUUAAA
Messenger RNA from Populus nigra (black poplar), 651 nucleotides. Its product is annotated as CDGSH iron-sulfur domain-containing protein NEET. Gene Ontology annotation, biological process: regulation of autophagy. Gene Ontology annotation, molecular function: 2 iron, 2 sulfur cluster binding. Gene Ontology annotation, cellular component: mitochondrial outer membrane; intracellular membrane-bounded organelle. NCBI's taxonomy places the organism in Eukaryota, Viridiplantae, Streptophyta, Magnoliopsida, Malpighiales, Salicaceae. Bases 148 to 483 code for a protein of 111 amino acids. The record is from RefSeq and is a predicted model, not a curated record. The transcript has 2 exons.